AUGUCGGCCGAGAAAAACCCUGUGCUCCGGCAGCACGGCUCGUCUGCCGCCACCGGAAAAGCGACGAGGAGCUUGAGGGCCGUCGUGACUGUGCUUCAAACAGCGGGGAGUACUGUACUUUCGCACUUGGGCCUCAGCCGUGGAUUGUUAGCAGAUGGUAUCUCUGGCUUGCUCGGUAAAACACUUCUGGUCGAGCUCGUCGCGGCCGAGCUUGAUCUUCAGUCUGGACAAGAGAAGUUAACCAUCGGUUCGCAUGCAAGUAAAAUUGGGAACGACGACAACGAGACUUACUAUGAAUCCACGUUCGAAAUUCCUGAGGAUUUUGGAGAGAUUGGUGCUGUAAUUAUGGAAAAUGAGCAGCGGAAUGAAAUAUUUGUGAAAGACAUCUUAAUAUUGCAAGAUUUGUCGGGUGGCCCCGUCCACGUUACCUGCAAUUCAUGGGUUCAGCCCACAGAUGAUAAAAACCCCGAAAAGAGAGUGUUUUUCAUCAAUAAGUCUUACCUGCCGUCACAUACACCGAGUGGGCUGAAAAGAUACAGAGAGAAAGAGCUCGUCGUCCUAAGAGGCGACGGCCAAGGCAAGCGCAAGGCCUCCGACAGGAUCUACGACUACGAUGUCUACAACGAUCUCGGCGAUCCUGACUCCGACGACGGCCUGGCUCGCCCCGUCCUCGGCGGCCCCGACCGUCCUUACCCUCGCCGCUGCAGAACUGGCCGCCCGAGAACUGAUAAAGAUCCACUAUCCGAGUCAAGGAGCUCCAACGUGUACGUGCCUAGAGACGAAGCAUUUUCAGAAGUAAAGCAGGCGAAAUUCUCGGCCAAUACCCUAUCCUCGGUGCUCCAUGCGGUUGUCCCAUCAUUGGAGACUUACAUCAUUGACAAAAACCUUGGCUUCCCACACUUCACCGCCAUUGAUAGUUUAUUCAACGAAGGUUUUUUGCUUCCGGAUAUUCCUGCUUCAGGGCUUCUAAGGAAUAUUAUACCCAGGCUCGUUAGGUAUAUGAAUGACAUGAAAAACAGUGUUCUGCAAUUUGAGACGCCUCAGUUGAUCGACAGAGAUAAGUUCGCGUGGUUUUGUGAUGCUGAAUUCGCUAGACAAACUCUAGCUGGUGCCAAUCCAUUGUGCAUCAAGUUGGUUACGGAAUGGCCACUCAAAAGUGCUCUCGACACAGAGAUUUACGGGCCUGCUGAGUCAGCAAUCACAACGGACUUGGUAGAGAAAGAAAUUGGAGGCUACAUGUCUGUGGAUGAGGCAUUGAAGCAAAAGAAGCUGUUCAUGUUAGAUUACCACGACGUGUUCUUGCCUUUUGUGAACAAGGUAAGGGAGCUCAAGGGGACUACCUUGUAUGGGUCGCGGACUCUAUUUUUCUUGAUGCCUGAGGGCACAUUGAGGCCCUUGGCUAUUGAGCUCACGAGACCGCCUGUAGAUGGGAAGCCCCAGUGGAAGGAGGUUUACCAGCCAUGUUGGAACCCAACUGACAUCUGGUUGUGGAGGCUGGCUAAGACUCACGUCCUAGCGCACGACUCAGGUUAUCAUGAAUUAGUCAGUCACUGGCUACUAACUCAUUGUUGCGCGGAGCCUUACAUAAUCGCGACAAAUAGGCAACUGAGUUCAAUGCAUCCUAUUUACAGAUUAUUGCAUCCUCAUUUACGUUACACAAUGGAGAUUAAUGCUCUGGCUCGUAAGUCCCUUAUCAAUGCCAAUGGUAUCAUCGAGUCAUCAUAUUCCCCGGGCAAGUACUCGAUCGAGUUGUGCUCUGUUGCGUAUGACAAGCUAUGGCAGUUUGACUUACAGACACUACCGGCAGAUUUAAUCUACAGGGGAAUGGCUGUGGAGGAUCCAACUGCGCCUCACGGCCUGAAGCUAACAAUCGAAGAUUACCCUUACGCAAAUGAUGGUCUGCUUUUAUGGGACGUCAUCAAACAGUGGGUCACAGAUUAUGUCACGCACUAUUAUCCAGAACCAAACCUCGUCCAAUCAGACAAUGAACUUCAAUCAUGGUGGAUAGAGAUCCGAACAAAGGGCCACGCGGACAAAAAGGACGAACCCUGGUGGCCCGAGCUAAAAACUCCUCAGGACCUAAUCGGGAUCCUCACGACCAUCAUAUGGGUGGUCUCGGCCCACCAUGCGGCUGUCAACUUCGGCCAAUUUGAUUAUGGGGGCUACUUUCCAAACAGGCCCACCAUAGCCCGGAUCCAGAUGCCCACUGAAGACCCGAGAGAGGAAGAAAAGAAGAAGUUUCUCGAGAGGCCUGAGGAGUUUCUGUUGAGGUGCUUUCCUUCGCAACUUCAGGCGACAAUCGUGAUGGCUGUUUUGGACGUUUUGUCUAAUCAUUCGCCUGAUGAGGAGUAUAUCGGUGAGAAAAUCCAGCCGUUUUGGGCCGAGGAUAAAGUGAUAGCUGCUGCUUUUGAACGGUUUAAUGGGCGGCUGAAGGAGAUUGAGGGGAUUAUUGAUGGUAGAAAUGCGGAUACACGCCUGAAAAAUCGGGCCGGGGCUGGUGUGGUGCCGUAUGAGCUUCUGAAGCCGUUUUCGGAACCUGGCGUGACGGGGAAAGGUGUGCCGAAUAGCAUCUCGAUUUGA
Messenger RNA from Striga hermonthica, 2580 nucleotides. NCBI's taxonomy places the organism in Eukaryota, Viridiplantae, Streptophyta, Magnoliopsida, Lamiales, Orobanchaceae. The record is from the annotation of a GenBank genome assembly.